Ectocarpus sp. CCAP 1310/34 is the source of this 2993-nucleotide messenger RNA. Lineage: Eukaryota; Phaeophyceae; Ectocarpales; Ectocarpaceae. The record is from the annotation of a GenBank genome assembly.
GUGUGAAGGUGGGGCCUUACGUCGAGAGCAGUGAGACACAACACGGUCCUGGCUCUGGCAAUACUACUGCUAAGUACUUGCGGCUACAGAUCAUCUCCGACGAUAUCAACGGCAAUCUCACUGGAGGAUAAGGAGACCCCAAUUGAAGCCACGUACUGUCUACUCCAGAUAACAGACAACGGUUGGGAGUUGCGCACAGAAAGGUACGAUUUGACGAAGAACACCGGUAGCCACGGCAGUACCGGGCAAAGCUAGCCAGAUUGAAUCAUGGGUGCCAGGGUCUCUGUUCCAGCAGAUCGAACAACCGGCAAACCGCCGCGGCCUCUGCGCCCGGCAUCACGGCGAGCUGCAACCGCCGGGAUCCUCGAGCACCUCGACUGCAAACACGUCGUCAUCCUCGUGCUGGGAGACGUGGGCAGAAGCCCCCGCAUGCAGUACCACGCCAUGUCCCUCGCUUCCCACGGGGUGCGGGUGACGCUCAUCGGGUACUCGGGCGAGCGCUGUAUCAGCGCCGUCGAAGACAGCCCGCGCGUGGACACGUCCCGCCGCUUCAACCCUCCGCUGUCCGGGCGCUGGGGUAAGAGCUUGAACCGAAGGGCGUAUCUCCUGUUCGCCGGAGUCAAGGCGGUGGCACUCCUUGCGAGGGUUAUGUACGAGCUGGUGCUGGUGGCCGGGCGGCCCGGCGGCGGCGGCGGUGCGGUCGCCGACAGCGGUGGCUUUGGCGGUGCUCUGAGGCCGGACGCUAUCCUCGUGCAAAACCCCCCAUCCCUCCCUGGGCUCGCCUGUGUCUACCUUGCGUGCCUUUUGAGGAGGUGUGCGAUGGUCUUGGACUGGCACAACUUGGGCUUCACCAUGUUCGGCUGCGGGCCCCGGCAUCCGCUGGUGUGGAUCACACGCAGGGCUGAGGGUUUUUUUGGGCGAAGAGCGACGGUCAACUUGACAGUGUCGCACGCCAUGCGUAACUGGAUCAAAGAAAACUUCGGCGUCCCGGAAGGCUACGUUGUCUACGACCAGCCGCCCGAGUUUUUCCGCCCCCCCACCGUACCGGAGCGCCACGAGCUCUUCACGAAACUCAAUAGGACAAACCCCGACUUUGCGGACGCCAUUCGCAAGCUCACGCUGGCUUCCUUGCGAGGAGAGUCGUCCGCGAUAGGCGGAGGCGGCGGCGGGAGCGACGGCAACGACCGACUGGGACACGGCAACGAUGGCGACGAUGGCACGGACCGCCCUCACCCCAAGAAGGCGCGCGGCCAUUCGGACGACAACAGCGGAAGCGGAAGGAGCGACAGCGAUAGCGGCGGGAACAGAGAAGUGACGGAGGUGACCCCGCCGCCGACCGCGAGGACCCCUCCAGCAGAGUGGGAAGAAGGAGACCCGGCGGGACAACAAAGGACCCUGUUUACGACGCGGUCCGCCGACGGCGUGUACGAGCUGCGUCGGGAUCGACCGGCCUUGCUCGUGUCUUCUACAAGCUGGACCCCGGACGAGGAUUUCUCGGUGUUGCUGGAAGCUCUGCGGCGCUUCGAUCUGCGCACGGCUUCGGGGGCGUCGCCGACGCUCCCGCUGGUGAUGGUGGUGGUGACGGGGAAGGGGCCGGACAAGGCCAAGUACGUGGCGCGCAUGAGAGCGGCGACGAUGUCGAGGGUCGCGGUGUGCACGGCGUGGCUGGAGCCGGAGGACUACCCGUUGCUGCUCGGGAGUGCUGACCUGGGCAUCUGCUUGCACACGUCAACGUCAGGGGUGGACUUGCCGAUGAAAGUGGUCGACAUGUUCGGCUGCGGCGUGCCAGUGUGCGCCGUUCACUUCGAGUGCCUAAAGGAGCUCGUUCAGCAUGGUUACAACGGGUGCGUCUUUCGGGACAGUACGGAGCUUGCCCUCCAGCUAGAGGCACUGCUCGACGGGUUCCCCAGGGGAGGGUCCGAACUGGAUGGAUAUCGGAGCAAUAUAAAGGAGGUGCAACGAUGGAGGGAGAAUUGGGACGAGUACGCCUGGCCGAUCUUCUCGAAGAUCGGGCGGCUUAGGGCAGGACCAACAAACACAAGAGGGGUCGGUGUCCGAGGGAGUACCAGAGGAGACAUUUUUUCCAACGCGCGGGGAGGGGGCUGGUCGACCGGGGGGCUGGCGGAGUCCGUGGUGGUACCGGCGACGUUGUUGUUGGUCUUGCUCGUGAGCGUUCCUUGGCUGUCCCACUCGCUGGAGAGCUGGGCCGCAGACGGGGCCGCCGCCGCCGACCGCUGGCGACGCCAAUGGACUUGAAAAAACGGAUCGAGUCGAUCGGAAGGAUCCGGCCCCGGUCGAGCGGUUCUUGAGUGGGCCCCUACUGCUUAUUGUUGUAAUGAAUGUGGAUGUCAUCGAUGACCUUGUGGACGCUUUGUUUGCUGCUUUCUCUUGUGCCUUGAAAUCCACUCUGCCUUCUACCCAGCCAAGACCUCUGUCUCGCUUGAUACUCUUAUCCCGUUGCAAAGGGAGGCAGGAAGCUAUCACCCCGUGUGUAGGUGGGGCAGGAUUGCCGUGAUAGGGUACGUUCUCUUUCGUGGGAUAGGGCGGCCUUCCGACAAAUUCGCUGUUGUUUUCGGGACGGUCAGACUGACGUUGUGUUUUCAGGCAACACCGUAUACCCCCCCCGCAUCUGGUGUUCUUCCCUGUUGGCACAGGUACGGUGUCCACGCAUGAGACUGACCAACGCUGGAUUUUCGUUUGGUCACAGCGUAGCGCCUUGGUUAGGAUUAAGCUCAUGCCCGUUCAGUUUCUCCUGGCGUCACCGACACGGCUAUAGAUGGCACCAAACAUGACCAGCAUGUCGGGGAGUUUUGUUCUAGCCAAUCUGCGGAUCAGUCUACACCUUUCGGUGUACGCUUGAGGCACCGUUAAGAGGAAAGCUGCGGCGCUUUGGUCGUGUGUGGGUAGCUUGAUUUUCUCCGCUUUGUCCCGUGUUUUCUUGGUCGUACUCGACUUUCACCAAAUGUAAACCCAUCGCAAUACUUCAUGGCGCU